Messenger RNA from Aureobasidium musti, 1509 nucleotides. Lineage: Eukaryota; Fungi; Ascomycota; Dothideomycetes; Dothideales; Saccotheciaceae. The record is from the annotation of a GenBank genome assembly.
AUGACUGACAUCUAUCCCAGNCUGCUCUCUGCCGACCUUGAGGAGGCUGAUCCUACUGUUUACAACAUCAUCCAAAAGGAGAAGAGGAGGCAAAAGCACUUUAUCAACCUGAUUCCCUCGGAGAACUUCACAUCGCAAGCUGUCUUGGAUGCUCUGGGCAGUGUUAUGCAGAACAAGUACUCGGAAGGAUACCCGGGAGCAAGAUAUUAUGGCGGCAACGAGCACAUUGACGAGGCCGAAAGACUCUGCCAGCAGAGAGCACUCCAAGCCUUCCGUCUCGACCCUGAGAAGUGGGGCGUCAAUGUCCAACGUAUGCUAUGCUUCUUAUCACUAAUCUUGGUAUACACCAGCUCACAACUUCACNNAGCCCUGUCCGGAUCACCCGCCAACCUCUACGCUUACUCGGCCCUCCUGAACACACACGACCGUAUCAUGGGUCUCGAUCUCCCUCACGGCGGCCAUUUGUCACAUGGCUACCAAACUCCUACCAAGAAGAUUUCGGCCAUUUCGAAGUACUUCGAGACACUACCCUACAGACUCGACGAGAAGACUGGUCUGAUCGAUUACACAAAGCUGCAUGAACUAGCCAUGCUCUACCGCCCUAAGAUCAUCAUUGCUGGCACUUCGGCCUACAGCAGAUUGAUCGACUACAAGAAGUUCCGCGAUGUAGCCGACAGCGUGGGCUCGUAUCUCCUUUCCGACAUGGCUCACAUCUCUGGUCUCGUCGCUGGCGGCGUUAUCCCCUCUCCUUUCGACUACUCGGAUGUGGUUACUACUACUACACACAAGUCACUGCGUGGUCCCCGUGGUGCCAUGAUCUUCUUCCGCAAGGGUGUCAGAAGUGCCGACAAGAAGGGCAACGAGAUCAUGUACGAUCUUGAAGGCCCUAUCAACUCCUCAGUCUUCCCUGGCCACCAAGGUGGUCCUCACAACCACACCAUCACCGCAUUGGCCGUUGCUUUGCAACAAGCUCAAAGCUCAGAGUUCAAGCAGUACCAACAGACUGUUCUCGACAACGCAAAGGCCUUUGCUUCUCGUCUCGGAAACAGCAAAGACAAGGGCGGUCUCGGCUACACAAUCGUUUCUGGUGGUACUGACAACCAUUUGGUUCUGAUCGAUCUCAAGGACAAGAACGUUGAUGGUGCUCGUGUCGAGCGUAUCCUUGAGCUUGUCGGUGUGGCUGCCAACAAGAACACUGUUCCUGGUGACAAGUCCGCUAUGAAGCCUGGCGGUCUUCGUAUGGGUACCCCUGCCAUGACAACUCGUGGCUUCCAACCUGAAGACUUCAAGCGUGUCGCCGAUGUUGUCCACCGCGCUGUUGAGAUUACUCGCAGAUUGGACGGUGUCGCAAAGGAGGCUGCUGAGAAGGCUGGUCGCAAGAACCCUGGCAGUGUUAACGCCUUCAGGGAGUAUGUUGGCGAGGGUGAGGAGAUCACUGAAGUUGUUCAGCUGAGAAAGGAGGUUGAAGACUGGGUCGGCACUUUCUCUCUUCCCUGGGACAAGUCAUGA